AUGGCUCGUGAAUAUUCUCCGCAUUCCCCUCCCGCAUUCCCCUCCCGCAUUCCCCUCCCGCAUUCCCCUCCCGCAUCCCCCCCCCAUUCCCCUCCCUCAUCCCCUUCCUCCAUCCCCCCUCCCCAUUCCCCUCCUGCAUUCCCCUCCCGCAUUCCCCUCCCUCAUUCCCCUCCCCCAUUCCCCUCCCGCAUUCCCCUCCCUCAUUCCCCUCCCCCAUUCCCCUCCCCCAUUCCCCUCCCCCAUUCCCUCCCCCAUUCCACACCCCCUCGCACACGAGCAGGCCGCAUCGCAUCAUUCUGGCCGCAUCGCAUCAUUCUGGUGCGGCACGGGCAGAGCGAGGGCAACGUGGACGAGGCGGCGUACACGCGCAUCCCCGACUCCAAGAUCGCUCUCACGCGCAAGGGGUGGGAGCAGGCGGUGGAGAGGGGCAGGAAGCUGCGCGAGCUGAUCGAGGCAGAUGGGGAGGAGGAUUUCAAGGUCUACUUCUACGUCUCGCCCUACACGCGCACUCUGCAGACCCUCAGGGGCGUGGGGUUGGCGUUUGAGAGGGAGAGGAUAGCGGGCACGCUCAGGGGAGUGGGGUUGGCGUUUGAGAGGGAGAGGAUAGCGGGCACGCUCAGGGGCGUGGGGUUGGCGUUUGAGAGGGAGAGGAUAGCGGGCACGCUCAGGGGCGUGGGGUUGGCGUUUGAGAGGGAGAGGAUAGUGGGCACGCUCAGGGGAGUGGGGUUGGCGUUUGAGAGGGAGAGGAUAGCGGGCGUGAGAGAGUCCCCUUCCUCACAUUCUCAUUCUCUUACGCUCAGGGGCGUGGGGUUGGCGUUUGAGAGGGAGAGGAUAGCGGGCACGCUCAGGGGCGUGGGGUUGGCGUUUGAGAGGGAGAGGAUAGCGGGCACGCUCAGGGGCGUGGGGUUGGCGUUUGAGAGGGAGAGGAUAGCGGGCACGCUCAGGGGCGUGGGGUUGGCGUUUGAGAGGGAGAGGAUAGCGGGCACGCUCAGGGGAGUGGGGUUGGCGUUUGAGAGGGAGAGGAUAGCGGGCACGCUCAGGGGCGUGGGGUUGGCGUUUGAGAGGGAGAGGAUAGCGGGCACGCUCAGGGGCGUGGGGUUGGCGUUUGAGAGGGAGAGGAUAGCGGGCACGCUCAGGGGAGUGGGGUUGGCGUUUGAGAGGGAGAGGAUAGCGGGCACGCUCAGGGGAGUGGGGUUGGCGUUUGAGAGGGAGAGGAUAGCGGGCACGCUCAGGGGCGUGGGGUUGGCGUUUGAGAGGGAGAGGAUAGCGGGCACGCUCAGGGGAGUGGGGUUGGCGUUUGAGAGGGAGAGGAUAGCGGGCACGCUCAGGGGCGUGGGGUUGGCGUUUGAGAGGGAGAGGAUAGCGGGCACGCUCAGGGGCGUGGGGUUGGCGUUUGAGAGGGAGAGGAUAGCGGGCACGCUCAGGGGAGUGGGGUUGGCGUUUGAGAGGGAGAGGAUAGCGGGCACGCUCAGGGGAGUGGGGUUGGCGUUUGAGAGGGAGAGGAUAGCGGGCGUGAGAGAGGAGCCCCGCAUCCGCGAGCAAGACUUUGGCAACUUCCAGGACAGGGAGAAGAUGAGGAGGGAGAAGAAGGUGCGGCUGAGCUACGGGCGCUUCUUCUACCGGUUCCCCGAUGGCGAGUCCGCUGCUGACGUCUAUGACCGUGUCACAGGCUUCCGGGAGACACUAAGAGCGGACAUAGACGUGGGGCGGUUUCAGAGGGAGGAGGCAGCAGCGCGCAACAUGAACCUCGUGCUGGUGUCGCACGGGCUCACCCUGCGCGUCUUCCUCAUGCGUUGGUACAAGUGGACGGUGGAGCAGUUUGAAGGGCUCUACAACUUCCCCAACGCCGGCUGCAUGAUCAUGCAGCUGGGGCCGGGCGGCAGGUACAGCCUGCGCAUGCACCAUAGCCGCGAGAAGCUUGGGGCUUCACCCAUCUACACGCCCUCCAACUCACCCGUCUCCCCCCCGCCCUUCUCACUCACCUGUGCACACCCCCUCUUACUCACCCGUUUCCUCCCGCCCUUCUCACUCACCCUUGCACACCCCUUCACCCGCCCCCCUCCCCACACUCACUCGCCCAUCCACGUCCCCUCCCAGGUACAGCCUGCGCAUGCAUCACAGCCGCGAGGAGCUGCGGGCGUUCGGGAUGACGGAGAGCAUGAUCGACGACCAGGAGUGGUGAGAUCCAUGUUCCCUACAUCAACCGCAUAUGGCAUUGCCUAG
Messenger RNA from Closterium sp. NIES-65, 2223 nucleotides. NCBI's taxonomy places the organism in Eukaryota, Viridiplantae, Streptophyta, Zygnematophyceae, Desmidiales, Closteriaceae. The record is from the annotation of a GenBank genome assembly.